This is a messenger RNA of Penicillium antarcticum, 966 nucleotides long. RefSeq lists its product as uncharacterized. Lineage: Eukaryota; Fungi; Ascomycota; Eurotiomycetes; Eurotiales; Aspergillaceae. The transcript has 3 exons. The coding region runs from base 1 to 966 and encodes 321 amino acids. The record is from RefSeq and is a predicted model, not a curated record.
AUGACUCAAGCUCCUGUCCACCGCCGUUCUCCUUCUUCUCCUCAUGCCUCAAAGCCCAGACGUCCUGUCUUACAUCGACGAGGAACAUCCGGUGCGACUGUCUCCAUUGCCAAACUAGGCUCGGGAAGGGGAACAAAGCCUGCCGACGAAGAAGAUAUGGCGAGCUUCUUGAACUUCUGCGCCAUGUGCGAAAGACAAAUUACCGUACCAAACAACACCCUAUUAUACUGCAGCGAAAGCUGCCGCCGCAAAGACUCCUGCAAACCCCUCUCAGCAUCCCUCCCAACAAUGACCUCAAAAAUGACCACAACGCCACCAACCUCACCACCCCUCUCCCCACGCACAAUCGUGCCUCAAAUGACGCCCACCCGCAUCCCAUCAAUCAGGAUACCUAGCACAUCCCAUACCGCCAAAUCAGAUCUCGACCCAACAGAGUGGAAGCCAGUAUUAUUUCGCUCAAGCUCGUCCCUCGCUUCUUCGGAAGCCUGGUCCUAUCUCUCCCAAUUCCACGGCGAGUCUGGUUCUAGAGCUGCUGGCACUUCUACUCCAACCCGCCCAGCCAAUAACCGCAGUGCGGCAAGCCUCCCCGCCCUGGUCGGCGGUGUUCCACCUAACGCCCACGCUCACGCUAUCGGCACUGGUGCCGACAGCCACCUGCCUUCUUUGAUAAACACCCCCUCAACCGUCUCCUCCUCUUACAGCAGCACGGCCUCCGACUCCCUCGGAAGCUAUAUGCACAUGCACGAGUCGCGUCCCCUCCCCCCUCGUCACAACCCGUAUUUUGCGGGUAUGGGCGUGGCUAAGGGCGUUGAGCUUGUCGUGCCGCGCAUCGCGUCGGAUUUCGAUGCUGAUGCUGAUGCCGAUCAUGUUGAUGCUGAUUCUGGCUCGAUUUUUCCGGCUAGUUCGGCUGUUUGGGGAAAGGGCGAGCGGUCUGCUCCUAUUUCUAUGAAGAGGGGUGUUGUUUGA